Messenger RNA from Labrus bergylta (ballan wrasse), 855 nucleotides. NCBI's taxonomy places the organism in Eukaryota, Metazoa, Chordata, Actinopteri, Labriformes, Labridae. The record is from RefSeq and is a predicted model, not a curated record.
CUUCUGACAAUACUGCGUCUGUUCCUCGUCUCUUUCUCACCAACAAACAACAAACUGGUCUCUGCUCUGCUCCUUCAGGUGGAAAUCCCAAACAUCCAGAAACAAAGGAAACAUUUAGCCAAGCUGGUCCUGGACAUGGACUCAGCGCGCACACGGUUUUAUCAGUCCACCAAGUCGUCGGGACUUUCCACCAACCUGCAGCCGACGGGAGCCAAGGCCGACCACCUCAGGGAAGAGAUGGAGGAGGCAGCCAACCGCAUGGAGAUCUGUCGAGAUCAGUUAUCAGCAGACAUGUACAGUUAUGUGGCCAAAGAACUUGACUAUGCAAGCUACUUCCAGACACUGAUAGAAGUGCAGGCUGAGUACCACAGGAAGUCAUUAGAGCUGCUUCAAAGUGUUUUACCACAGAUCAAGGCUCAUCAGGAGACCUGGGCGGAGAAGCCAUGCUACGGGAAACCAUUAGAGGAGCACUUAGCGCUCAGCGGGAGAGAUAUUGCCUUUCCCAUCGAGGCCUGUGUCACCAUGCUGCUGGAGUGUGGCAUGCAGGAGGAGGGUUUGUUCAGAAUCGCUCCUUCGGCCUCCAAACUAAAGAAGCUGAAGGCGUCUUUGGACUGCGGGGUGAUGGACGUCCAGGAGUACUCUGCAGACCCACACGCCAUCGCAGGUGCUUUGAAGUCGUACCUGCGGGCUCCCGAGCCAUUAAUGUCAUAUGAGCUCUACAACGACUGGAUCCAGGCCUCCAACAUUCAAGAUCAAGACAAGAGACUGCAGGCUCUUCUGAGCGCCUGUGAGAAACUUCCACCGGCCAACAACAACAACUUUAAGUGAGACAGCGGGGAAGAUGACCAGCAAUGA